This is a messenger RNA of Oppiella nova, 1111 nucleotides long. Lineage: Eukaryota; Metazoa; Arthropoda; Arachnida; Sarcoptiformes; Oppiidae. The record is from the annotation of a GenBank genome assembly.
CAACCCAAUGGCAACAAUUAAAACACAUUAUUGUUAUGAUUAUUGUUAUUACAGUUUUGUGGGUCUCUUAUCAUACGCUGCAGUGUAUGUCUCAUCGAUGGUGUGACGGGACAUGAAUCAGAUGUGUGACCUCCGCAGGGGUAGGGGUAGGCCCCGAAAGUUUGACAAAAGCGGACAGGUAUUCAUUUGCGACUGGAUGGGCUGCGACAAGAAGUUCAACCAGAGAAACGAACGGCCCUUUCGGUGCAAUUGGCCCGACUGUGACAAGCGAUUCAAACAGUCGUCUAAUCUCAACAAACACCGACUCGUCCACACCGGUGAAAAGCCAUACUUCUGUGACUUUCCUCAGUGUCUGAAGAAGUUCUCGCAAUCGAGAGAGAAACCAUUCAAAUGUCAUUUCAAUGGAUGCGGGAAACUGUUUGACCAAAGCUGUAAUCUGAAUAAGCAUUACUUAACGCAUAUUGGCCACAAACCAUAUACGUGUGAUUACCCGGAUUGCGGUGAAAAGUUCUCGCAGUCGUCGAAUCUGUCGAAACACUACCGAAGCAAACACUCGUCGAUUCCAUCGACCCAUUCGGUGACCAACAGUGCGGGCGAUGACGACUCCUCACAAUUCAUUAAAUGUGAUGUCAAUAAUUGUGAUGUAAUCCUAAGCCAACCCACAAACCCAUUCAUCGGACACAAGACUAAGUUCACGAACGAGACCAAUGAGGCCAUGAAAGACACGCACGUGAAUAGCGGUGACCAUCAGAGCCAACAUAGGAAACGGGAGACCAGUAUUGCGGCCAUAGCUCUGGUCAAUGAGUUGGAGGCGGCGGCAGCUCAUAGACUGUGUCCCACCAAUCGGUUCACAUUCGAGACAUUGCCUCUCAGUUUGAAUUUGAGUUGAGGUUUGAUUGCAAUCAACAGUUUGUUUAACGACUAGACAUUGGUUUACUUCAAAGUACUCGAAGUUCUCUCUCAUGAAUGAGUUCCUCUCAAAUUGGUUAACAUUUAAUGACUUUUUUGUUUAAAAUAAAAUCAAUUGUAAUGAAAGCAUUGAAUUUAUAAAAGCUUUCGUGAUUUUAUAACUGAAUUCAAUGUAUGUGUUUGUCGACUAUUUUAAUGAGCG